Molecule: messenger RNA, 3821 nt
Organism: Ailuropoda melanoleuca (giant panda)
Lineage: Eukaryota; Metazoa; Chordata; Mammalia; Carnivora; Ursidae
Gene: BTBD18
Product: BTB domain containing 18
Exons: 7
Coding region: 1686-3821 (711 amino acids)
Biological process (GO): positive regulation of transcription elongation by RNA polymerase II
Cellular component (GO): nucleus
Molecular function (GO): protein binding
Source: RefSeq, a predicted model, not a curated record
AGCAGACAGGCCAACGCCCUGGACAGACUCCUUUGGUGAUAGCUGUUAUCUACCACUGCUUCAAGUCGCACCAGCUGAAGUCUGGUGCCCACCCUGCUGCCCCUGCCCCAAUAAAAGGAAAAGGGCUUUCAAAAAGAUAUUUGUGGCCUGGAGUCCUUCUGUCAAGUACUUAUAAAAGAACCACAUCACUCCUUAGUUUUAGCACUUUCCUCAAAAGUGGCACUGGGCCUGGAACUGGCAGACUGGGUCUCUGGAACAUAAGAAGGUUCCCCUUGUCUCAGGCAUUUUGGCGUUAUGCCUGCAGCUGGCCUCCGUGGAAGCUGCUCCGUUGUAAUUCGCCACACUCCGUCACCAAUGGCUUUGGAUUCAGCCCUCUUCGUCCAGAGCUGGACGUCGCGGGGCAUCUAACCGAAACCAGGCCCCAGGUCCUAACACACACACACACACGGCUGUUUCCAGUCAGGAAAUGCGCUAAAUAAAUCACCUCUGGAAGGACACCGGAGGCCACUCCACACGGGAAGUUCUGCAACCCCCUUGGUUGCACCAAUUCUCCGCGAUUUAGGGUGGGGUAGAAUCUGUGAAAAGCCUGAAUUUAGACACUAGCCUAAAGACCUCGUUCCCGAACAUCCCCGGACUGAGAUCUACCGAGAGUGGAGAGACCUGAUCAAGGUGCGAGGAGAGCCAUCCACGGGCUUUUUCCUCUGGAAAGCCGGGAGCGCUCUCACAGGGCCAGGGCCAUUUACUGAUAGCCUCCUCAAAGGGAAGACUUCGAGCAUGCACUACUGGGGCAUCCUGACCCUCUUGUCACUGUGAUUUCAUGGAGUGCUGAGGUCGAGAAGACGGCCUCCAUAAGGAUCCCUCCCGAGCGGGCCCUCCCGCCUACCUCUGGCAGCCGGACCACCUUGGCUUAGCCCUCAAGUCCCUCGAGACUUAGCCUCCCGCCCAAAGUGCUCCUCUCCCUGUGAUUGGCCGUCGGAGAAGCCUUUGGCCAAUGGGGAUGACGUAUUCAGGCAGACGUCAGCCCGGGCUGGGGGAGGAGGAAGGACGUCGGGCCCGGCGACGCGCCGUGCGCGAGGACGGCGGCGCGAGGUGUGUGGCGGCCGCGUGCCUUCAGGCCCUCGCUGUCAGCACUUCCUGGUGCAGGAGGGUGGCGGGGCCCGCGGCAGUACGAGGGCAACAGGGGGUGGCUGCAAAGCCCGGAGGUCGGGCGUGGUGGUGACGGUAAGCCCUGAAUUCGGGCCUCCGGGAGCCCCACGCUCCAUUCCCAGAAACCUUCGCGCCGAGACGCCUCUCUUCAAAGGAGUUGGGCCGGGGCACCCAGAGCGUGCGGGACGCCCAGCAUUGCAGGGCCUUCCCUGAAGCCCAGCUUUCCCCGCCAACCCCGAUUCCUCGGUUGUGGACGGGGGUGGGGGGGGAGAGACGAGCCCUCAGGCCGUUGGCCCACCUGAGCUGCUUUGCUAAACCUUCCCGUGCGAGGCUGGACUUUGGGAGGAAGCAAGGCAGGCUGAACAGAAGACCCAAGUACAAAGAGGUCGGCAAGCGCAAUUCUGACGGCAGAGCUCUUCCAGUUUGCCAGGAACUGUUCAGAUCCUCGGUGCCACCUGACAGAAAACUGUAUGCCAGGAAAGGAACACCAGCUGUGCAGAAUCUGAUCUGUGAAAACCUAGAAGGUUUAAGAGACCAACAUGUGCUCUCCUGCCAGUUCCAAAAUCCUAUACAGGAAUCCCCGGUUUCUCCGGUUAGCUUUUCUGCAGCUUCAUCACCAGCAACAGACUGGUGUAUUCUGUGAUGUCCUUCUGCAGGCAGAAGGUGAGGCAGUCCCAGCUCAUUGCUGCAUCCUCUCAGCCUGCAGCCCCUUCUUCACAGAGCGCCUGGAGCGGGAGAGGCCAGCCCAGGGUCGGAAGGUGGUGCUGGAGCUGGGGGGCUUGAAAAUCAGGACACUCAGGAAGCUGGUGGACUUUUUGUAUACCUCAGAGAUGGAAGUAUCUCGAGAAGAAGCCCAGGAUGUGCUUUCUGCUGCCCGUCAGCUCCGUGUAUCUGAGCUAGAAUCCCUUCAGCUAGAGGGUGGGAAGUUGGUGAAGGCCCCGCAGGGCCGAAGACUGAACCGGGAGUGCUUACAGCCUCCAAGUGCUGCACCAAUCUCUGCCAGGGUGCUGGCAUCCAGCCGCCGCCCUCGGACUCCACUGCCUGCAACCCAGACUCCUUGUCCUCUUGGGCCAGUGAGAUUGAAGUCCUCGGGGAAGGAGGAGGGGCCCCUGGAGAAAAGCAACCGACAGAAUGCAGAGAACUUGUCUGGCAAUCUGCUCAAGAAGAAGGCCAGAGCUUGCCCAACUCCACAAGAAAAAAGCUCUUCACCAUCAAGUCACAGUCAGGGGCCAAGAGAGAAUAAGAGUGACCCUGCCCUUGCUCCUCCAGCACUUUCCCCACCCAGUCUGUAUCCCUCUGUGGAUGAGCGGCUACUGCCCAGAAAGAUCCGACUGAGUCGCUCGAAGCCAUCUCCUGAUAUCUGUACAUCCCAGCCUUCCAGCAUGGUAAGUGGACCCAGCUCAGUACCCACAGCCCCUGGCCGGCGUCUUUGGCGGCAGAAGAGUAUAAAUAAAGUACCAGAGGACAAGGAGAAACCAGGGAGAGCUAUUCCUCUACAGAUCGUCCCAAGCCCAUCUGGCCUUGGGAAGACAAGUGGGAGCAAGAAGCGGAGCCCUGAAGUCAGGGCACCAAACUCAGACUCUGCAGAAGAGGGGCAGGUGGGAAGAGUGAAACUUCGGAAGAUUGUCAAUGGGACAUGCUGGGAGGUGGUACAAGAGCCUCCCCUCAAAAACUCUCCACAUAGCCCUCAGAUCCCAGAACCUCAAUACUCAGAAGAGCCUGCUGUUACUGAGCCAUCCUCCCUUGACGAGCAGGAACCGUCAUCUGCUCAGGUAGACCUGUGUCAGGACUCCCCGGUGUGCUCUAGGCUACAAGACAUUCUGCUGUCUGCUAGCUGCUCCCCAGACCACCCGGUGGUCAAGUCUGAGUUCGGGUCCAGUCUAGAACUGGUAGGGAAGGAACCCGGGUUGGAUAUUGACUGCAGCGAGCCCUACGCAUUUGACCCAGCCCUGCUGGGGCAGCCCUGCGAAGCUGAAGAGUACCGCAUCACAAGCGCUGCCGCCACAAGUGAGCUGGAGGAGAUCCUGGACUUCAUGCUGUGUGGCUCAGACGUUGAGCCCCCCACAGGGUCUCUGGAAAGUCCCGGAGCCGAGGGCUGCAGGACCCCUAGCUAUCACCUGACAGAAACAAGAAAGAACUGGAUCGAAGGGGAGGAAUGGUGUUUGCCAGACAUGGACCUCUGGCCCAGUGAGCUUAUGGGACUGGAAAAGGAACCUGUUGGUGAGAACAAAGAGCCAAUCGAGUCCCUUAGUCCCCUUGUUAUAUCCUCUGAGGUGAGUGAAGGGGAGGUACUUUCAGUAGGAGGCUCUUGGACUCCAGAUCUAGAAAUUACCAGUUCCCAACCACUGGAUAGUCAGAGAGGUAAGCUUCAUAUUGACUCUCUUGACCUUCCCCAAAGGUCCUAUGAGGACCUCUCCCCUCCCUGUUCAAACUGGAUGGACACUAGGCCAGAAGUGUCCCUAAGUAUGGAUGAGGUAUUAUAUCCUGCUCCAGAGGCAGGCAAGGAGGUACUUGGCAACUCUGAGUUGUUGGACCCACUUUCUGCCAGCUCCGAAGAGGAAGAGAUUGAUGUGGUGGACUGGACAUCUGAGGGGAGGCUGGUGCCCGCUGGUAUUCCCUCUGUGUGGCCCGACCCUUCCUCAGAGUCAGACACAGAGGUGGACAUACUAACGUAG